Messenger RNA from Melozone crissalis (California towhee), 2325 nucleotides. RefSeq names its product fibroblast growth factor receptor substrate 3 (gene FRS3). Lineage: Eukaryota; Metazoa; Chordata; Aves; Passeriformes; Passerellidae. The record is from RefSeq and is a predicted model, not a curated record. The transcript is spliced from 7 exons. Gene Ontology annotation, cellular component: cytoplasm. The coding region runs from base 227 to 1660 and encodes 477 amino acids. Gene Ontology annotation, biological process: cell surface receptor protein tyrosine kinase signaling pathway.
CCCCGACACGCUGCGGGCCCCGGGAAGGGCCGGGCCGGGGGCUCCGGGCCGCAGGUCCCGGACGGCGGAGCCGGGAGCGCCUCAGGUGGAAGAUGGGAUGUUUUAGGUGAAACCUGCUUGCCAUGAAAUCCCGAGGGAGAUAGAGGGACUGCAGUGGGAACUCCUUCUCACUCCUCCACAACAAAUCCAACAGCUGCCUGAUGGGAUUUCCUCUCUGCCUGGCGUCAUGGGGAGCUGCUGCAGCUGUCUGUGCCCAGACAGCAUCCCAGACAACCAUCCCACCAAAUUCAAGGUGACCAACGUGGACGACGAGGGGCACGAGCUGGGCUCGGGGGUGAUGGAGCUGACGCGGCGGGAGCUGAUCCUGCACUCGCACAAGCGCGACGCCGUGCGGUGGCCGUACCUGAGCCUGCGGCGCUACGGCUUCGACUCCAACCUGUUCUCCUUCGAGAGCGGCCGCCGCUGCCACACCGGCCAGGGGAUUUUUGCCUUCAAGUGCUCCAGAGCAGAGGAGAUCUUCAACCUGCUGCAGGACCUGAUGCAGUGCAACAGCAUCAACGUGGUGGAGGAGCCCAUGGUGGUCACCAGGAGCAGCCACCCCUCGGAGGGGGAGCUGGCCCACAGCCCCCAGGGCCCCACCAGUCUGGGCUACACUGGGCUUCCCAAUGGAUUUCACGGCUUCCCUGGAGAAUCCCUGUCCUGCUCUGCAGCCCAGCAGCCCUCAGUGAGCAGCCUGAGACAUUCCUCUGUGGGGGAAGACUCUACGCACCCUCUCCUGGGGCCUGAGGAGCAGUCCCACACCUACGUCAACACCGGCGAGCCGGAGCCGAGGGGCCGCCACUGUUUGCACCCCCUGCCUGAAGCCCACCCUCCUUUCCCCCCUAGGAACCACAGCUGCUCCCUGGAAGACCGAAACCCCCAGGUCUUCCUGCAGCCAGGGGAGGUGAAAUUCGUGCUGGCUCCCACCUCGGGUUACCGCCGGCUGUGCCGGCAGCCCCGGCCGUGCCGGCCUCACCUCUGCGCCCCCAACAACAACAACAACGAGUGCCAGCAGGGCUGUCCGUCCCCACAGUGUGUCUACGAGAACCUCAACGGGCUGGUGGCCCCCAGCAGCUCGUCCCUGUGCCGGGCUGGCCGCUCCAAGGCGUCCCGGGAGGACGGCAGCUGCUCCCAGCGCCGCUCGGCGCUGCUGCACUACGAGAACCUGCCGGCGCUGCCGCCGGUGUGGGAGCUGCAGCCGGCCCAGCACGGGGAUGAGGACGCUGGCAUGGCACCCACGCCGUCCCCAAACGGCUUCUCUGAGGCUGGGGAGGAGGAGCCCCUGCAGAACCCCGCGGGCUCGGAGCCGCGCCGCGCUUUCCUGCCCAGGCCCCGGCGCAGCCGCCUGCCCAACGUCUUCAGCUUCGACUUCCCCCGGCCCUGCCCGGAGCCGCCACGGCAGCUCAACUACAUCCAGGUGGAGCUGGAGCCCGAGGCCUGCAAGGGACAGCAGGAGCCCAGGGUGGCGGCCCCUGGCAGCCCCGGUGCCCGCCGCACCGACUCCUACGCCGUCAUCGACCUCAAGAAGACGGCGGCCAUGUCCAGCCUGCAGCGGGCCCUGCCCAGGGACGAUGGCACCUCGAGGAAAACUCGCCACAACAGCACUGACCUGCCCCUCUGAGGGCCCCAAGUGCCAGCCCCGUGUCGUGGCUUCGGUCCCUGCCCCUCUCUGUGUCCUGUCCCCCCCGAGUGUGGCUCCCUCUCUCGCCAUUGCCAUCGCCGGGGCCCAGCGUGGCUCCUGCAGCUGCUGCUGUUGAGGCUCUGUCUGUCUGUCCGUCCUCCCCUCUCUGUGUGUUGCUCGUUUUUCAAGCCUCGUGGGAUGUGUGGUGGUUUUUCAAGCCUUGUGGGGUGUGUGGUGGUUUUUCAAGCCUUGUGGGGUGUGUGGUGACUCUGAGGGUGGAAUUGCGGUGGCGCAGCCUGGGCUGGGGCAGGGCGGAGGCAGCUGGGCUGUGCCUCGGGGCAGUGCUCCCAAAACUGAACUGCUUCAGGAGCUCUGUGCAAAUGGAGCCUGUUCCUCAUGGAUUUCACACCUCCAGGAGAGCUCUGUGGUGAGGCCACUCCAGAGCUGGGCUUUGCCUUGUGCUCCCAGUGGUGCCUGGAGAUGAGGAGCUCACGCCGUGGCCUUUCCCCCCUCAGCUCGCUGUUCGUUCCUGAAGCUUUUUAUCCUUCUGUCCCUGUCUCAGAUCCAAUUUCAAUUGGGCAGCUGCAAUGAAACCAGGAGGACACAGAGCCAUGGGCACACACUGUGAUCACAGAAACCUGAUUGCCUGAAUCCUUAAAUUCCCU